Messenger RNA from Centropristis striata (black sea bass), 3801 nucleotides. RefSeq names its product mastermind-like transcriptional coactivator 1 (gene maml1). NCBI's taxonomy places the organism in Eukaryota, Metazoa, Chordata, Actinopteri, Perciformes, Serranidae. The record is from RefSeq and is a predicted model, not a curated record. The coding region runs from base 444 to 3554 and encodes 1036 amino acids. Gene Ontology annotation, cellular component: nuclear speck; nucleoplasm. Gene Ontology annotation, molecular function: transcription coactivator activity. The transcript is spliced from 6 exons. Gene Ontology annotation, biological process: Notch signaling pathway; positive regulation of transcription of Notch receptor target.
UUCCUCUCUCUCCAUUGGCUGUCUGAGGAGGGGGGCGGGACCAGGGACAUUCCUCCUGCCGCUGAUGGAAAAAAAGAGAAAGUUUCCAAGAUGGCGGAGUAGCUGGACAACAAUAGAAACAGCGACUCGGUUAGCAUCAGUUAGCCUCAGUUAGCCGCAAAUAGAUUACAAAUACCCCGACACAUCCCGACUCUAACUCGGUCAGGUGGGGAGGAAGAUCCGCGCCGGGAACCUCGGGAGAAAUAACUUAAAGUAUGAUGGUUUAUUUAAGUGUUUGGGGCUAACUAGCCGCCUAGCCUGCUAGUGGAGCUAACGUUAGCCGCUAAGCUAGUUAGCAGCUAGUUAGCAGCUAGUUAGCAGCUAACGGCUAACGGAGGAUCAGCUGUUUGUAUAAACAGAUGCUGUAGAAGGAGCGGACCGCCACACGACCACAUCCUUUAUUGAUGAUGGCGGAUUUUGUUACACGGCGACACAGCGCGGUGAUGGAGCGGCUCCGCCGGAGGAUCGAGCUCUUCCGCCAGCAUCACAACAGCUGUGAGAGCCGCUACGAGAACGCCACGCUGGAGCGCCUGGAGCUGGAGCGCCAGCAGACCUUCAACCUGCACCAGCGCUGCCUGCAGGCCAAGGCCAAGAGGUCCAACAAGCACCGCCAGCAGCCCCCCCAGCCCAGCACAGCAGGAGCAGCAGGAGCAGCAGGAGCAGCAGGAGAGCAGCAGGCCGGAGGAGGGCAGAGAGGAGCAGCAGGAGGAGCAGCAGGAGGAGCGGAGCUCGGGGAGGGAGGAGGGACGGCGGAGCAGAGCAGGAACAGCACCCUGAUAGCGCUGCAGGAGACGGUGAAGAGGAAGCUGGAGAGCGCCGGUUCCCCGCUGGGCCGAGACCAGGUCAACGGCUUCAGCGACGGCUUCCCGCCCAGCAAGAAGGCGUGUCUGGACAACGGCGCCGCCAACGGCUCGCCGCUGGACUCCAAGCUGGGCAUCAGCGACGCCCUGAGCUCUAACGGGACCCACGGCCCGGCCGACGCCUCCGACGGCCGCGAGCCGGGGUCGGACUUCCACCGGAAGGAGAUGAAGCAGGAGCCGGACGACAUCCUGCCCAUCAUGCCUCCUUCAGGAGGCGCCAACAGCCUGUUCCCCGACCUGAACCUCAACGAGCAGGAGUGGACGGAGCUGAUGGAGGAGCUCAACUGCUCCGUGGUCUACGAGGACAUCCAGGACAUCCUCAACGACGGCUUCGACGACCGCAAAGACUCUCUGGAGCUGGCUCCGCCUCCUGGCGGGGCGGGGCCGGUGGGAGGAGGAGGAGGAGCAGGAGGAGGCGGGGUGGAGGCGGGCCGGGCGUCCCAGGGCCUCCUUCCUCCUGAUCUGGCCAGCGUGAAGACCGAGUUCUCUCCGGCCUCGGUGGCUUUCGACCAGGACUCUCGCACCGGUUCUCCUCACGUCCGGUCCUCCUCCUCCUCCUCCUCCUCGGGGCCGCCGCCUCCUCCUCACCCCACCAGCUCCCCCGUGGCCUCCUCCUCCGCCUCCUCCCCGGCCCUGCCCCCGUCCCAGCCGGCUCCUCCUCCUCCUCCCCGGCAGCUCCAGCCUCCUCCCAACCACCUCCUCCCUCCCAAAGACCUGUCCCCGGCGCAGCAGCUGCAGCAGCUGGCGGCGCAGCAGCAGCGGGCGCAGCACCUGCACGGCCAGAUGCAGCACAAGCAGCCGCCGCCGGGGGCCAAGUUCCUCAGCCAGGGGCCCCACGCCCACCCCCCCGCCUGGCCCCAGAUGGCCAACACCUCCCAGAGCCCACUAGGGGGCGCCUUUGGCAUGGACAAGCCCACCAGCCCCUCCCUGUACCCCCCGGACUUCAACCCCAACCCCCAGAAGCAGCUGCUGAUGCCGGGGCAGCCCAACAAAGGGUCCCCCAAGGCGGGGGCCGGCAGCUACCAGCUCCCGGGGCCCGCCGGGCACCCCAACAUGAUGGGCCACGCGGCGCCGGGCCCGCCCCUCAGCCACCCGCUGGCGCCGGGGGCCCCGCCUCAGGCCGCCACGCUCACCUACAAGAACACCAAACCUCUGUCGCACUUUGAGGCGGGGCCCGGACCCCCGCGGCCCCCCAACACCCAGAGCCAGAACAAGGCGGCGCUGCUCAACCUGCUGCGGCAACAACAGCAGAUCAAACAGAAGAACAGCAGCAUGAACUACCGGCAGCACAUCACACACUCACAGGACCAGAACUCGUACCCGGCCCCGCCCCACGGCCCUGGCCCCGCCUCCAACAUGGCGUCGGCCCCGGGGAACAGCGCCAUGACGGCCCCGCCGGGCGCCGGCGCCAUGGUGGGUAACCACGGCAACGCAGCGUACCUGGCACUGAAACAGCAACAACAACAACAACAACAACAACAGCAGCAGCAUCAGCAGCAGUACAUGCAGAGACAGCAGCUGAUGGCCGAACAGGAGAAGCAGCGUCAGCAGGACCAGCAGCUGCAGAGACACCUGACCCGCCCCCCCCCUCAGUACCAGGACCAGCCGGGCCAACCGGCCAAUCAGAACCCUUUCCCCCAGCCGCCAGUCAACCAGUUUACAGCUUCCUCUCAGCCAAUGGGAGGCGUCGGCGCCAUGGGAGGCCCCGCCCCCGGCGCCCAGCGUAUGUUCCCUCAGAGCCAGAGUCUGAUGGGUCUGGGUCUGGGGCAGGGCGCCGGGCAGGGCGGCGGCGUGGCUCCGCCCCCGGCCGGUAACCAGGGCGACCUCAGCCUGUCGGCGUGCGGCGGCGGCGGGGGCGGGGCCGGCGUGGACGUGCAGCAGGUCCUCUACAACAACAUGAACCUGCACCAGAACCGCCAGCCGCUCGGCAACAUGAGCGCCACCUACAGGCAGAACCUGCUGGCCCAGCAGCACCUGAAGCCGCCGCCCAACGCCGCCAUGCUCAAGCAGCAGCAGCUAGCCGCCGCCGCCGCACGCAUGCCCGGCGCCAUGCAGAGCAGCAUGGGCGCCAACCUGCCGGGCGCCAUGCAGAACGCCCAGAGCGCCGCCUGGCAGCAGCAGCUGGCCAACCAGCCGCCGUCCAGCAGCGCCGGCAUGGCGCCCAACGCCUUCGCCAACACGCCCAACGCCUUCCACCUGCAGCAGCAGGCCCGCCUCCCCAAGAUGGCGCCCGGCUCCGCGCCCUUCGGCUCCAACCCGGGCGGCCGUCCAAUGGGAGGCCUGAACGCGGCGCAGCAGAUGAUGCAGAACAACAUGGCGGCGGCGGUGCAGCAGAGGGCGGCGCCCAACCAGGGCCACGGCCCGCCGAUGGCCAAUCAGCAGCCGCCUCAGCAGGCCAAUCAGAGCCAGGCGGGGCUGCCCGACCUGGCGGCGUUCGGCCAGGGCGGCGGCGGGCGCCAGGGGCUGCAGUGUAACCAAGGUUACCAGGUGAGCAGGACGGCGGCGGGCCAGCAGCAGCAGCAGGUGGCGUUCGGCUACAACGUGGCGUCCGGGAGCUUCGCCGGCGAGAGCGAGCUGGUGGACUCGCUGCUGAAGGGCCAGAGCACGCAGGAGUGGAUGGCCGACCUGGACGAGCUGCUCGCCAGCCACCACUAGGCCCCCGGGGCUGGGCACUGCUGUAACCAUGGCGACCACAGGCUCCUCCCACACACACACUGUGGCGGGAAACGGCCCGACGGGAGGUCGGAGCGGCGCCGUGAGGUCACCGCGGCUCACGAGACGUUUGAGUCCCGAUGGGAAAGAAAACAACAGAUUAGUGAGCGAGUCGCACGUCUGCUGGUAGAAACGAUGACGCGGACGGCGGCGAGAACCAGCUGGUCGUCAGCUGAUCGAUCAGCUGAUC